CCUCAACACUAGUGGCUUAUGGAUUACAGAGACUUUUGUGAUUAAUGGCAUUCUCUUAAAUGUUUCUCAAAUUUGAUGCAUUAGCUUUUUAAAUAAUAAGCACAAUUUGACAUGUGCAUGCCCUAUAAAUUUGCUGGUCCUUCCUACCAAAAGUUGCACUUGCACAUGCACAUGCUGACAUCUUGAAGUUUGCUUCCAAUCACAUCUUGGUGUAAUAUACAUUUCUGUCUUCAGGUGGUUCACUUUUUCUUUUUGAUCGGAAAGGAAGGGAACAUUUUAGUUUUAUCCAAGAGAUUGAAGGAGGAAGUCCAUAUUCCCAAGUAUCUGUAGAACAUGUGCUCGAUUCUGAUAUUCUUGGUUCUAUGUCUUCCGGUUCUCAUCCAAAUAAUAGCGGAGUACUUUCAGAAAAUAUAGAUAAAAUGUGGGUGAGUAGCGCAGCGGCAUUGGAAACUGAAAAUGCUCAAUCAGGUGAAUCUUUUCUGAGCUUCAAUAUGUCUAGUUACAGCAAAUCCCUAACUUCUGAUGGUAUUUGUGAUAAUGCUGAUUUAAGUAGUUAUGCUCCACAUUGGUGGAUUGGGGAUUGCUGUGGCAAGUGGCAACUACCAUUGUUCUAGGAAUAGUUCCUGCACACACACAUGUGCGUGUAUCUAUACAUGGUCGUAAAAUAAUCCUAUGAAAUUAGUGUCUGUUCAAGAACUCUAUAUAAUUUCCUUUUCUGCUUGUUAAUUUUAAAUCAUUUUCAUAUUUAUCAUGCUAGUCUUAUCUGGUCUGCUGCAGAUAUUGAGCAGGCAAUCCUAGAUUCACAACAUCGGUGGCUAUGCCCAGCUGAAAUAUGUGUAAUUCUUCGAAAUUAUACGAAAUUUCAUUUAUCCUCAGAACCUCCAAACACACCACCCAGUAUGAUUUCCCCCUUAAAUUUCCAUCUGGCGCAAUUUGUUUGUUCUACAUAUUGUUCUCAUAACAUCAAAAAUUUGCAUUGGACAUGAACCUCAACCUUGUUUUUGUGUAGCAGAGCCAGUACAUGUAUUAUUGUAGAUGAUUAGAAUACCGACUAUUGUUCCUAUUUCUUACCGAUGUUUGGAAUUACUGCUUCUUUUCUUGUUAUUUUUUGAGUUCCCAGGCUCUGGAAAAAAUCUGUUAUGUUUUU
Rubroshorea leprosula is the source of this 1147-nucleotide messenger RNA. NCBI's taxonomy places the organism in Eukaryota, Viridiplantae, Streptophyta, Magnoliopsida, Malvales, Dipterocarpaceae. The record is from the annotation of a GenBank genome assembly.